This is a messenger RNA of Amorphotheca resinae ATCC 22711, 1302 nucleotides long. RefSeq lists its product as hypothetical. Bases 132 to 1223 code for a protein of 363 amino acids. The record is from RefSeq and is a predicted model, not a curated record. Gene Ontology annotation, molecular function: metallopeptidase activity. The transcript has 2 exons. Lineage: Eukaryota; Fungi; Ascomycota; Leotiomycetes; Helotiales; Amorphothecaceae.
AAGGCGUAUGAGUGCUCCUUAUAUAACCAUCUUUCUGUCCUUUCUUCCUGUGCGAGGUUUUGGUGGAUCUCCAUUCUCUAUCAAUCCUUCACGAAUAUACCAUAAAAGCUUCGUCAGUUGUCUCCUUUGCAAUGAGGUCUUUACCUUUCCUACUUGUUUUACCCUCUCUCUAUGCUGCUGUUGCGGGCUAUGUUGUCAUCGACAAGCCACACAUCUCCAGUACCCUGUCCACUCGUGCUGACAAAACGCCUGACAACCCAGAUGGGGAAGAUGACUACCAAGACCCUGUUACCAAAGCCAAUGUUCCCCGCUCGCGCAUCCUACCGUUCGGCCAGAACGGAGUCGACCAGCCCCCAGAAGCUCGAGACCGGUGGUUUGAUUGGGACAUGACAUGCACCGACACCGACGACAGGCAGAAGAUCAUGACGGCCUUCACAAACGCGUACGCGCUCGCUAAACAGGCCUCUGGGGCCUUGGAUGCGCUGAUCAAGGGUCUUCCCAGCCCUGCUGGUACUGGUAGUAAUGCUAUCAGGGUCAACCAGAAUUAUAUUGCAGCCGAGGAUCCGGCGUAUACGCAGAUGUGGUUCGCGCAGGACAACCGCCUUGCUCAGGUCAAGAAGUCGUUCGAUACCAUAUACAGUCAGGUUACAAAGAAGCCUGAUGAUCGGGCGAAGGGCAAGGGCGCCUUGAGACUCAUCUGUGACAAAGGUGGAAAUGUCAAAGCUCAGGAUGAAAAGACAUCGUACUGCGGAACGGGUCCCACAGCUGCUCAUGCCAUUGCCAACAAUGCCGGCAAUGACCAGCCUAUCGAGCCAAAAUACGUCUUCGCGCACAGUGCCAGCAUAGUUUUGUGCCCCAGUUUCUUCGACGACACAAAGUUCCCCAACCUGCCAGACAUUCUUUCCGAUUUCGACCACCAUAAAACCCUGGACCUGAUGGAUUGCCGGGAGGAGAUCAUGUUGCACGAGCUAUGCCACCUAAAGUGGACGCUGAACAUCUACCAGCCAGACAACAUCGGGUUCCUAAAAGCUGCACAGACUGCGGGGAAGGGUUCGGGAAAGCGUAGGUCGCCGGACUGGGCGAAUGCGAAGGGAAAUGCCGAUAACUAUGCGUGGUACGCGCUUUAUAGUUAUUGGAACAGGUUGCCGAAUUGGGGGGAGGAGACCUGUAAGAACGAUGCUUGGCCACAAGGGACAGCGAAACCCAAUCCGACGAGUUUCUAGAAGAGACGGUGUGGCGCAUAUGGAUGUUACUGGAUGUUUUCCGCAGGGUAUGUAGUCUAGAAGAUAGGACUGAGGAUUG